Messenger RNA from Hemicordylus capensis (graceful crag lizard), 3285 nucleotides. Its product is annotated as legumain-like. Gene Ontology annotation, molecular function: cysteine-type endopeptidase activity. The record is from RefSeq and is a predicted model, not a curated record. The transcript is spliced from 14 exons. Gene Ontology annotation, biological process: vacuolar protein processing. Bases 188 to 1486 code for a protein of 432 amino acids. Lineage: Eukaryota; Metazoa; Chordata; Lepidosauria; Squamata; Cordylidae.
CGCCUCCGCCCUUCCCUCACACAAGUAUAUCUGGCCGCCGCAACCCUGUCAGCCGCUGCCCGGCCCGCGCCAGUUUUGGAUAUCCCAAAGAAGCUGCGCUAGGGCAGGCGAGAGGGGCGGCGACAGCGACUCUCUCACCUUCGUGCUGCCUGCCUGGUUCCCUUAGUUGUUGAGUUAAAAGACAAGAAUGGUUUUGAAGAUUGCUGCACUGCUGAGCUGUAUCUUGGGGAUCAGCACCAUUCCUCUAGAGGACCCAGAGGAUGGAGGCAAGCACUGGGUCGUCAUUGUAGCAGGUUCAAAUACCUGGUUUAACUACAGACAUCAGGCUAAUGCAUGCCAUGCUUACCACAUUGUGCACCGGAAUGGCAUCCCAGAUGAACAAAUCAUCGUUAUGAUGUAUGACGACAUUGCCUAUAAUGAGGAGAAUCCAACCAAAGGCAUCCUUAUCAAUAGGCCGAAUGGCACAGAUGUGUACAAAGGAACUCCCAAGGACUAUACAGGCGAGGAUGUCACACCACAGAAUUUCCUUGCUGUUCUCAGAGGUGAUGCAGAAGCAGUGAAGCACAUCGGAUCAGGAAAAGUAGUACAAAGUGGCCCCAAGGAUCACAUAUUUGUCUAUUUUACUGAUCAUGGAGCCCCUGGACUCUUGGCUUUCCCUUCUGAUGAACUCCAUGUGAAAGACUUGAAUAAAACCAUCCAUUACCUGUACCAUCACAAAAAAUACCAGAAGAUGGUGUUUUAUAUUGAAGCAUGUGAAUCUGGAUCAAUGAUAAAUCAUCUACCUGAUGAUAUCAAUGUUUAUGCCAUCACUUCUGCCAAUCCUAAGGAACCUUCUUAUGUAUGUUACUAUGAUAAGAAAAGGAAAACCUACCUCAGCGAUCUAUUCAGUGCCAGUUGGCUGGAAGAUUCUGACGUGGAGGAUCUGAAGAAAGAAACUCUCCACAAGCAGUUUGUGUUGGUAAAGGAACGCACAAACUCCAGCCAUGUCAUGCAGUAUGGAAACAAAACCAUUUCUCAUAUGAAAAUGGUGCAGUUCCAGGGCACAGCCAAAGCUGACAGCACCCCCAUUUCCUUGCCACCAGUCAGUGAGUUGGACCUCACACCCAGUCCCGAUGUGACCCUGGCCAUCCUGAAGCGCAAACUGUUGGCCACUAACGAUAUCUUUGAGGCCAAGGAAAUUGUAGAAAAGAUGAAGAGUCUUCUAGAGGCCAAAGAGCUAAUCGAGGCAUCUAUGCGCAAGAUCAUAUUCACUAUAACUGCCUCUGAAGAGCUCACCAAGCAAAUCUUGUCAGACAAGAUGGACCUCGGGAGUUAUGACUGCUAUGAGUCGGCAGUGAAUCACUUCAAAAGCCAUUGCUUCAAUUGGCACACUCCUCUGUAUGAAUAUGCCCUGAGGCAGCUGUAUGCUUUAGUUAAUGUCUGUGAAAUGGGAUACCCUAUUGACAGAGUACAACUAGCUAUGGAUCAAGUGUGCCUUGGAUAUUAACAAAAACAUUGCCAAGUAAUCCUGUAAAAAGUUAUUAAUAAUGAUAACAAUCAUACCAGAAAUGCAUACAAAGCUCAGUUAAAAGCAUAUCAACAUCCUGAUGGAAGGUCUCCCGGACAGCUCGGACCAAAAGCUGCUUCUGAAAUCUCCUGAAUUUAACCAUUGUUCCAUCUGCAAUAUUUUUUUCUCUCCUGAUGGUAAUGAGUAAUUUGCAAUAUUCAGGUUGGCUUAAGGUGGGAAGAAAACAUCUGUUUUAAAUUAAAAUUUAGAAAUGUGUAUGUACUUUCCAGACUGCAACAGAAUUUCAGCUUUGAGCCAGCAGAGGACACUGUUGCAGCGAAAACAACAAAGUUGUGUGGCACCUUAAAGCAGGGGCAGACUCUGGUAACCUGGGAGCUAUUUGGGCUUAUAGGAAGUAGUUCCCUAGGUGCCUGGGCUUGCUUCUCCCUCCUCAUUCCUUUCUGCCAAUACAGCACAUCUGAUUCGCUGACCGAGGGGCAGAAAUGCCCACACCAUUUGAAACCACUCUUUUAAAAUGAUGAGGGUUGUUUUUAAUUUAUCUUCCAUGGUCAUUGGUUCCUUUUCCAACAACAAAGCAGCUUCUCUUACUUCCCUCUUGUACUGCUGCAAGAUUCCCCAGAAAUUCAGGGGUCUGGAUAUUUAAAAAUCCCUUAUUUUGUCUGUGUAAAUUUUUAUACAAGCUGUCUUUCUAUGACUGGUACCACCUCCCCAAUCUGCAAUUCCAUGCUACUAGCUCCCAAGGCUCUGCCAAAAUUAAGUAGCUCCCAGAAUCCUUAAGUUUGUUCAACCCUGCCUUAAAGACUAACAAACCUAGUAUUAGCUUUUGCGAAUUACUGCACUCUUCAUCACAUGUGUAAUAAUACAUGGGUGUAAAGCACAUAACAUAUGUGGGGCUGCCUUUGUACGUAGUUCGGAAACUUCAGUUAGUUCAGAAUGCGGCAGCCAGAUUGGUCUCUGGAGCAACCCAAAGAGACCAUAUUAGAGACCAUAAAGAGCCCCUGGUGGUGCAGUGGUAAAACUGCCGCCCUGUAACCAGAAGGUUACAAGUUCGAUCCUGACCAGGGGCUCAAGGUUGACUCAGCCUUCCAUCCUUCCGAGGUCGGUAAAAUAAGUACCCAGAAUGUUGGGGGCAAUAUGCUAAAUCAUUGUAAACCGCUUAGAGAGCUCCAGCUAUAAAGCGGUAUAUAAAUGUAAGUGCUAUUGCUAUAUUAUGUCUGUUUUGAAACAGUUACACUGGCUGCUAAUAUGUUUCCGGGCAAAAUACAAAGUGCUGGUCAUUACCUUUAAAGCCCUGAAUGGCUUAAGUCUGAGUUAUCUUAGAGAGCGCCUUCUUCUGCAUGAUCCCCACCACACAUUAAGGUCAUCUGAGGAGGUCCAUCUUCAGUUACCACCGGUUCGUCUUGUGGCGACUCAGAGGUGAGCCUUCUCUGCAGCUGCUCCUGGGCUGUAGAAUGCACUCCCAGCAGAAAUCCGCAAUGUGAAUUCUUUACUGGCCUUCAGGAGAGCCCUUAAAACCUGUUUGGCCUGGCCUUCCAGGGUUUUUAAAAAGUUGUAACUGGUUUUAAUGUGAUAACCUGGUUUUCAGGGUUUUUUGAUUGUUAUGAUUGUUUAAUUGCUGUUUUAUGAUGUUUUAAUUAAUUGUGUUAUACUGUGUUAUAAUUUUUGUUUUAAUUGUUAACUGAUUUUAAUGGUUUUGUUUUAAUCGUAAACCGCCCUGAGCCAUUUUGGAAGGGCAGUAUAAAAAUCAAAUCAAUCAAUCAAUAAACAUUAUAACAAGU